UUUUUGCUUUUGGGUGUUCCCGCUCUUCGCCGUAGGGUCUCGCCACGGUCGCUCGCUCGCAACUCAUUUUCACAAGUAAUUCGCCGACAGCUGCCGGCCGGCCGGACACAAGGCACGCAGGUAGCUGAGAGUGUCAACCCAGAAAGCAGCAAUGGAUAACAGAUUGGCUUGUGACGAGGACAGUGACGUGUCCUAUGAAGAGCGUGAUUCCGCCUUCCUCCCUUCCCCACUGAGAAUGAGGACUCUGGCGGAGCGCAGUGAUCUGUGCAGUCUGGAGAACGGGAGGCAAGAAGAUGACGCACCCUUGGAAACAUCCAUCCCUCCUGCAGCUUCAGGAGCCAACCUCAACCUGAACACCAACGCCACCACCAGAGGCGACGCUCAGGCGUACGUGGAACUGAACGAGCUCCAGGGCAACACCUGGCAGGAGACGGGCCGCUGGGUGGGCUUCGAGGAGAACUUUGACGCCGCCACCGGGAAGUGGGGUCCUUCGCACACAUCCUACCUGACCUUCAAGAGUCUCAUCCAACUACGCAAGACCAUGAGCACAGGCGCUGUCCUCCUUGACCUGGACGUCAGCAGUUUGUCAGCCAUCGCCGAGAAGGCGGUGGACGCGCUGGUCAACAAGAGCGAGAUCCGAGCGAGCGAUCGGGAUGCUCUGCUCAGAGCGCUUCUCAUGCGCCGCAGUCAGUCCGACAGACCUACGGUCACCCCCUCGGGAGACAUCCAAAUGCAGACCUUUUCCGUUUCCACCAAGAGGGACAGCUCUGACAACAUGGAGGCCUCCAUCGUCCUCUCAGGUGCCCUGGAUCUUCUGGAGAAGCCAGUGGUGGCUUUCGUUCGGCUUCGAGACUCGGUGCCGAUGGAGUCGGCGCUGGAAUGUUCCGUCCCCGUGCGCUUCGUCUUCCUCCUGGUUGGCCCGAGCCAAAGCGGCGUGGACUACAGUGAGAGCGGUCGCGCCAUGGGCGCUCUAAUGGCCGACUGGGUGUUCUGUCUGGAAGCUUUCCUGGCACAGAGCGAGCAGGACCUGACCAACGCCAUCGCCGACUUCAUGGACUGCAGCAUCGUCAUCCCCCCCACAGAGAUCCAAGAAGUGGGGAUGCUGGCGCCCGUCAUCAAGUUCCAGAAGAUGAUGCUGCGGGAGAGACUCCGCCCCAGCGACAACCGUCUGGCCUUCGGUGCCAGGAUUAGCGUGGCAAAAGCGCCGGAGCCGGCGAGAGAGGACCCUCUGGCCCGCACGGGCUAUCCUUUUGGCGGGAUGGUCAAAGACAUCAGGCGUCGCUACCGCCACUACAUCAGCGACUACACGGAUGCCCUCAACCCUCAGGUCAUGGCCGCCAUCAUUUUCAUCUACUUUGCCGCCCUGUCGCCAGCCAUCACCUUUGGAGGACUUUUAGCCGAAAAAUCAGAGAAGAUGAUGGGUGUGUCUGAGCUGAUGAUCUCCACAAGCAUCCAGGGCAUCAUCUUCUGCAUCUUCGCCGCGCAGCCCGUCCUGGUGCUUGGUUUUUCCGGACCGCUGCUGCUCUUUGAGGAGGCCUUUUUCACCUUUUGCAAGUCCCAGGGCAUGGAGUACUUAGUGGGUCGUAUCUGGGUGGGCAUGUGGCUCAUCGUGAUUGUGGUGAUCAUUGUGGCGGUGGAGGGCAGCUUCCUGGUGCGCUACAUCUCCCGCUUCACCCAGGAAAUCUUCUCCAUCCUCAUCUCGCUCAUCUUCAUCUACGAGACCUUCAGUAAACUCAUUAAGAUCUUCAAUGCCCAUUCUUUGAAACUCAACUACGGACUACUGAACGAUACCCUGGAGAGCCCCUUUGACACCAUCUACAAUGUGACUUCCAACGGGACCGUUGUGGUCCAGCACGUGCAACUCCAGGGUCCCUUUGCCAACACGGCGCUGUUGUCCCUGUGCCUCAUGUUGGGCUGCUUUUUCAUCGCCUACUUCCUGCGCCAGUUCAAAAACGGCACUUUCCUGCCCGGUUGGCUGCGACGGCUGAUUGGAGAUUUCGGGGUCCCCAUUGCUAUCUUUACCAUGGUCGCUGUGGAUCUCAGCGUUGGCGGCACUUACACUCAGAAACUGGUGGUACCAAAUGGGAUCCAGGUGACCAACCCUGACGCCCGUGGCUGGUUCAUCAGCCCUAUGGGAAAGAACGGGGACUUCCCCAUCUGGAUGAUGGCCGCCUCCGCCGUCCCAGCGCUGCUAGUCUUUAUCCUCAUCUUCCUCGAGUCUCAGAUUACCACGCUGAUCGUUAGCAAGCCGGAAAGAAAGAUGGUCAAAGGCUCCGGUUUUCAUUUUGACCUGCUCCUCCUGGUGGUCAUGGGGGCCGUCUCCUCCAUAUUUGGGGUUCCGUGGCUGAGCGCCGCCACGGUGCGCUCCGUCACGCAUGCCAACGCUCUCACCGUCAUGUCCAAGGGCCCCAAACCGGAAAUUGAAAAAGUGCUGGAGCAACGGAUCAGUGGCAUUCUGGUGGCCCUCUUGGUUGGCGUCUCUAUCUACAUGGAGCCCUUACUGAAGCUGAUCCCCAUGACGGCCCUGUUUGGAAUCUUCCUCUACAUGGGUGUCACUUCCCUGAGCGGCAUUCAAAUGUGGGACCGGAUUCUUCUGUUGAUCACGCCCAAAAAAUACCACCCGUCCGAGGCCUACGCCACCAGGGUGUCGACCAUGCGGAUGCACCUUUUCACGCUGAUCCAGCUGGUGUGUCUGGCCGUACUUUGGGUGGUGAAAAUGAGCCGCUUCUCCUUGGCGCUGCCCUUCAUCCUGCUCCUCACUGUGCCACUGCGCAUGGUCAUGACCGGCACGCUCUUCUCCACCAUGGAAAUGAAAUGUCUGGAUGCAGAUGACGCUAAGGUGAAGUUUGAGGAGGAUGUCGGUGAGGAUGCGUACAAUGAGUCCCCUCUUCCGUGAGUGAAGAAGACCAAUUCAAUUUCAAAGUAUAGCCAGUGAUUCAUAAAGAAA
Messenger RNA from Syngnathus acus (greater pipefish), 2947 nucleotides. It is a transcript of the gene slc4a1a, whose product is annotated as solute carrier family 4 member 1a (Diego blood group). Gene Ontology annotation, cellular component: basolateral plasma membrane; plasma membrane. Gene Ontology annotation, molecular function: solute:inorganic anion antiporter activity; monoatomic anion transmembrane transporter activity; bicarbonate transmembrane transporter activity. Lineage: Eukaryota; Metazoa; Chordata; Actinopteri; Syngnathiformes; Syngnathidae. The record is from RefSeq and is a predicted model, not a curated record. Gene Ontology annotation, biological process: bicarbonate transport; regulation of intracellular pH; transmembrane transport. Bases 152 to 2896 code for a protein of 914 amino acids. The transcript has 21 exons.